Messenger RNA from Paramacrobiotus metropolitanus, 1722 nucleotides. RefSeq names its product glutamate-gated chloride channel alpha-like. Gene Ontology annotation, biological process: regulation of membrane potential; chemical synaptic transmission; nervous system process. The record is from RefSeq and is a predicted model, not a curated record. Gene Ontology annotation, cellular component: synapse; membrane; neuron projection. Gene Ontology annotation, molecular function: neurotransmitter receptor activity; chloride channel activity; transmembrane signaling receptor activity. The transcript has 10 exons. The coding region runs from base 183 to 1460 and encodes 425 amino acids. NCBI's taxonomy places the organism in Eukaryota, Metazoa, Tardigrada, Eutardigrada, Parachela, Macrobiotidae.
CAUUUAAAAAACAAAUUUCACUGUUGUACAUACGUUAGUCGAUCGUAUUUCAGGAGCAACUGUGUAGAGGUUUGAUUUAAGUAACAGUAACAGAGCAGCUUACCAUUCGAAUUAUUUGUCAAGUCGGAAGCCAGAAAUUGUUUCUGGAGAAACAAGUGGCCGGUAUCUGGAUUUGUUUUGAAAUGGCGCAUUCGGACAAUUCCAUUAUUUUCUUACUUACUUCGGUGUGCCUCUUGAUAACUGCCGCUCGAAUCAACGGAGGCAAUGCGAAAGUGGAAUACGCACCCACUCCAGUAUUAAAGCGGUUGGCAGAAGGAAUCAACCAUCUCCCGCCAUCCGGAAAUGACUGGGGCCAUCAUGAAAGCGAGAUCAAAGCACAAGGCGGUGUUGCUCCCGUAAAUGUCACAGUAAACAUGUAUCUGCGCCAGAUAAAACUGGAUCCAACAAAAAUGGAACUGAAUACCGAUAUGACACUUCGCGUUAUGUGGAUUGACCGGCGUCUUUCAUGGGAUACCGACAAACAUCCGGAAUAUGGAAAAUAUUUGAGUCUGACCGCAAAAGAUGCUCACCAUGUAAUCUGGAUGCCGGAUUUAUUCUUCGGCAAUGAAAAAUCGGCUCAUUUACACCAGAUUACAACUCCCAAUUUCCUUGUGCGAGUAUAUCCGGACGGUCACGUUUACAUGAGUUCCCGAAUUUUGAUGACAUCAUUUUGUCGCUUGAAUUUCUACUGGUUCCCAUUUGACAACCAGACCUGCACAUUGGAUCUGGGAAGCUAUGGACUAACAACCGAAGACAUACACCUUCAGUGGAACAGAGAUGGUGGUUUAAGUUCCGGUGAACCUGUUACUUUUAAUCUGAUGGGAUCCACGGGAAAAUAUGUUAUUAGCUACUUUCAAGUCGACGAGCACGAUGCGGUUACCUUAACUGGUACAUACAGGAAAUUAACUGUCCAGCUAGGACUGCGUCGAGAAAAUCAUGCUUCCUUUGUUUGGCGGUAUUUCUUACCAACGGGCACAUUGGUGUGUAUUUCUUGGCUGUCCUUUUUGAUACGUCCCACAAAAAUUGCCGCAAGAUUGCUUAUCGGUCUAGCUGCUUUGUUGGGUUUAUACCAUCUUCAGGUCAGUUCCGGCCUGGAGCCAUCGGCAGCGACCUCUACAACCGCCUUUGAUAUCUGGGGAGUUCUCUGCGGACUGAUCGUUGUCGCUUCGCUUGUGGUGACAGUGGUUGUUAAUUACCUGGCGCACCGCACCACGGUGCUGGUGACAAAAGUUACAACAGAGGAGUUUCUGCACCAUCAGAUACCGGCGUCCACUCCACUGUUAGAUCCAGAUCACCGUCGAUGUGAUAAACAGGUUUGUACUGUCACACAGGGCAGUGUGUUGGAUAGAAUCUGCCUGAUCGUUCUUCCGGCCACGUUCUUCAUAACUUCUGCAGUGUUUUUCGGAAUUUGUUUGAUGUGAUUUAAUCGAUGUCAGGGGUUAUUACAAAUGAAUUUAGCAAUUUAGCCCUGUUCUUGCCGACUUCUCGUCAUAUCUUAUUGGGACUGCCUUGUUUUAUAAUUAAGUUAGUACAGUAACUGAACUGUUUUAGAAUUCCUCUGUAUGAAUUUCGCUACUUGGAUUAUGUUAUGUAUGUACAUUAUACACUCACCGAGCACUUUUUAUUACUACAUUGCAAUUGUCUCAGGUUAUCUGCGGAUUGUAAUACCGAACCCAUUUUUUA